AUUUUAUCACCAUUUUAAAACUAACUGAAGCUUGGUAUACCAAAUUUCUAUACUAUACCACAUUUUGUCACCAAAACUUUUAAAUUAAAACUGUUUUAAUAUUUUCUUCGUGCAAAUGCAUUCGUUUGUAAGUGUAAACCACCACUAAGGUGACAGCGAUUGUACGUCAAGCAUGUUUUAAGGUGGUGACUUUCCCUUCACUUUUUGAAGUGUUGCUCAUCAAUAACGGUAAAAAAAAACUCAGAGUAUAUCUUGACUUCAUUGCUAUUGCAAGUAAAAGCCCGCUGCAACAAAGAAAAAGAAAAUUCAUUUCUUUAUUUUUUAUGUAAAGAUUUCGUUUUGUUUCGAGAUAUAUUUGUGGUGUUUCUAUUGUUUUUACGUGUUCAAAGUAUCGAAUAUAAAAUGACUGAUAUAUAUAUGGACCAUGCCAGCCGCCUAAAGAAGCUGUGCGAGGAUCUUCGUAGAUCAUUGCAAAGCAUGCGAAUUCAACAAAUGCAACCUUUGGACUAUUUAGACAUCAAUACCUCAACUUCAAAAGAGUUUUUGGACAAUGCUUCCAAAACCAGCAGUGGAUAUGAUGAAGAGUUCAAUGAUGACAGUGAUCAGGAAUCCCAUAAAAAUUCAACCUUUGAGGAAAACAAGGUUAACGAGAUAAUUGUUAUAUCCGAUGACGACGAUGAAGACAGUGAUGCCUGGACCAUAUGUUCCAAUUUCGAUGAUGAAUACUAUACCUUUAGUUUAGAUGAUGUUUUGCCAGUUAAACCUGAAAAAUUAUUUUUCAAAACCAAAAAUCAUUUGCCUUCUUAUCCACCAAGUGAAAAACUGAAAGUGUCUAAUAAGCAAAACUUUUCCUUGGCCUCAUUGGGCGAUAGUGAAGUUAUCAAGAAAUACAUGAAGACCUUACGUUUAACGCAUGACAAUGUGAAAGAAGUGCUUCAAACAAUGCUUGAAAUCGAAGAUAUAACCGAAAUGUUGGACUAUACGGAUUUAGCCCAGAAAGAUGUUACAAUCACCUGGACAGAAAAACGCCAAUAUAAGUUUGCGAUUCAAAAACUUAACAUUCCCAAUAAUGUGAAUAUUGAUGAUGUCGUUGUACCUUUCAUGGAUGAUUUGGUGGUCAUACCAAAGGCAAGCAGUUUAAUUGAAGAAACAACUCCUCCAAAAUAUAUCAUAGAUCGUUUAUUUCCCCAUCCGCAUGAAUAUGAAAUGGAUCAAAGUUUAAGGCGACGCGUUGGCUCUGUUACCAAAGUAACCAAAGAUGAGAUACAUUUCCGUUUCUGUGAAGAUGAAAAUUUUACUGCAAUUCAGAAAUUCGCUUUGUCAGGUACAAAGUAUGACAUUGUAAUUCGACCACGUCGUUUGCCGGUUCGUUAUCAAUACCGUGCCUUAGAAUUGUUGGGUGAAAGUGAGGAUUUGCGUCAGUAUUUAUUUCCUCAAGCUAAUCUUUUAAAGGCAAUAAAACAGGGACCAAGAAUGGAAUUAAAUUUAUUUAAUUCAACCAUAGCCUCCAAUCCGGAACAGUUAGAAGCUGUCAACUGUAUAUUAGAAGGUCCCAAUCCCAAUGCUCCAUUUGUGAUUUUCGGUCCACCAGGAACUGGCAAAACCACAACUAUAGUGGAAUCUAUACUACAAUUGCGACUUCUGAAACCAGGAAGCCGUAUACUUGUCGCCGCCGGUUCCAAUGCUGCUUGUGAUACCAUUGCAUUACGAAUAUGCCAAUAUUUUAAUAGCAAUACCGUGUUGCAAGAAAUCGAACAACGUGAUCCCAAAACUCAAAAAUCCCUUAUACGCAUCUAUUCGAAGAGUAUUAUUGAAAAGGGUUUACAUCAUAUUGAUCCGCUGUUGCAGGCCAAAUCUAAUUGUCAACUUGGUGUUCAUUACUAUCCUUCGGUGGAGCAUAUACGUCAACAUGGCAUUGUUGUUGCCACCUUAUGCACGGUUGGCAAAUUGGUUACCGGCGAUAUUGGUGAAAUGAAUUUCUUUUCCCAUAUUUUUAUUGAUGAAGCUGGUGCUUCUACAGAGCCCGAGGCUUUAGUUGGUAUUAUGGGUAUAAAAUCAUCAAAUUGCCGUGUUAUUUUAUCGGGAGAUCAUAAACAAUUGGGACCAAUUUUAAAAUCCGAACGAGCCAAUCAAUUGGGCUUGGGAAAAUCUCUAAUGGAAAGAUUGCUAAGUUGUGAAUGCUAUGGUAUUGAUGAUAAUGCCAACUAUGAUCGCAGCAUACAGGCAAGAUUGAAGCGCAACUAUCGCUCACAUCCGGAGAUUGUGAAGAUUUUCAAUCAUUUGUACUACAAAAAUGAAUUGAUUGCAGAGGCGAAAAAAGAAGAUGUCAAUUUAGCUGCCAAAUGGUGUAAAUUGCCCAAUCCCAACUUUCCCAUUAUAUUUCAAGCUGUACACGGUAUUACCGAAAAAGAUACGGUUACACCCAGUUCACGUAACAAUCUGGAAUUGAAAGUGCUAAUGUGGUUUCUAAGACGUUUGCUCUUUGAUGGCAUAGAUGGUCAACGUGUGGCCCAAUCUGAUAUUGGUAUUAUAACACCAUAUCGUUUACAAAACAAAUUGAUACAAUAUGAGCUGCAAGAUCAUGGUUGGACUGGAGUCGAAAGUGGUAGUGUUGAAGCAUUUCAAGGCAGAGAAAAACAAAUUAUUGUUGUUUCGUUGGUGAGAUCAUUUGCCGGCCUGGGAUUUGUUAGGAAUCCAAAGCGUCUUAAUGUUAUACUAUCACGCCCCAAGUCCUUAUUGAUACUUAUAGGCAAUCCUUUGACUUUAAAACGUCAUCAUGACUUUGCCUACAUCAUGGAUGAAUGUCGUAAUCAUGGCACUUUUCUGCGUAAAAAGAAAACAAAAAAGUCUGCAUCUUCCAGAAGAGCAUCCUUAGUAAAGUUGUAAUUUUUUUUUUGAUACAAAUUUAUAGGAAAUUUAUUUUAUAUGCCCAUUUAUUACUUUUUUUUGUUAUAUUUUUAAGAAGAUAUCCAUAUAUUCCUUAGGACAUUUACUGUUGACUUUUGUGUUUCUAUGUAAGUUUUUGUCUCAGCCCCCUUGAAGCAGGGAUUUUUGUUCUUUUUUGUAUUUGCUAUAGCAAUUUUGCGUCUUAACUUUGUGUUGUGUGUGUGCUGUCCAUAGGAUUUUUUAUAUACAAUUCAUAACUUCUACAUUUUAACUACUGAUAUAUUUAUUUUUUUUUUUUCACUUUACAUUUAUCUUAUCCCAAUAAAUUUCUUGUCCCACCACUAUAAGUGGUCUAAUGGUAA
Stomoxys calcitrans (stable fly) is the source of this 3248-nucleotide messenger RNA. It is a transcript of the gene Mov10, whose product is annotated as putative helicase mov-10-B.1. NCBI's taxonomy places the organism in Eukaryota, Metazoa, Arthropoda, Insecta, Diptera, Muscidae. The transcript is spliced from 8 exons. Gene Ontology annotation, molecular function: 5'-3' RNA helicase activity; RNA binding. The coding region runs from base 403 to 2886 and encodes 827 amino acids. Gene Ontology annotation, cellular component: cytosol; P granule. Gene Ontology annotation, biological process: regulatory ncRNA-mediated post-transcriptional gene silencing. The record is from RefSeq and is a predicted model, not a curated record.